Molecule: messenger RNA, 1851 nt
Organism: Selaginella moellendorffii
Lineage: Eukaryota; Viridiplantae; Streptophyta; Lycopodiopsida; Selaginellales; Selaginellaceae
Product: pentatricopeptide repeat-containing protein At4g02750-like
Exons: 1
Coding region: 1-1851 (616 amino acids)
Molecular function (GO): protein binding
Source: RefSeq, a predicted model, not a curated record
AUGUAUGGGCGAUUGGGCAGCGUGGACGAGGCGCGCGCCCUCUUCGAUCGAAUCCCCAGAAGGAACUCCUUCUCCUGGGUGCUCAUGCUCACGGCUUACGUCCAAAACGGGUUUCUGGAUCGCGCCAAAGCGCUGUUCGACCAGAUCCCUCACGCCAAUCCCGUGGCGGCGAAUGCGUUGCUGUCGGCGUACGCCCACGCCGGCGAUCUCGCCGCAGCAAGAAAUCUGUUUGAUUCGUUGCGCGAGCCCGAGUGGCAGAGCCUCUCGCUUUGGAACACGAUGCUUUCGGCAUAUGCCCUUACCGGCCAUCUAGAAGAGCUCGAGCGUCUCUACAAAGAGAUGCCGGUUUGGGAUAGGGUCUCGUGGACGGCCAUGCUGACCGCGUACGGAAGGUCUGGUGAUGCUCGAAAAGCUAGUAUUGUGUUUGAAUUCAUGGCCGAGAGGGACAUGGUUUGCUGGAGCGCAAUGAUCACUGCAUUUGCCCAAAACGGGCAGUUUCUUAGCGCAGAAAAACUCUUUCGCUCGAUGCCGGAGACUGACCUAGUGUCCUGGAAUGCGAUGCUGGCGAUGUACGCACAAGCCGGAAAGAUAGAAAAUGCGAAGAAAACCUUUGAUUCGAUGCCCGAGAGAGAUCUUUUUGCAUGGUGCGCACUGAUCACAGGAUAUGCCCAAAACGGGCAUCUGGAGGCCGCGUUUUUCUUGCUGGAUUCGAUGCCGGAGCGGAACCUGGUGCCCUGGAACGCAAUUCUCUCCGUCUGCGUGCAAAGGGGUCUCUUGGACGAGACGAAAAACAUCGUCGAUUCGAUGCCGGAGGUCGAUCUGAUCGCCAGCAACGGGCUGCUCAUCGCCUACGCUCAAGAGGGCGAUCUCCAAAACGCAAGAAAAACUUUCGAUCGAAUGCCCGAGCGCGAUAUCGUGUCAUGGAACGCGAUGCUCUCGGCCUACACCCAUCUCGGCCUCGUCGACGAGGCCAAGAGCUUCGUGGAGCAAAUGCCCGAGGUGAGCAUGGUGACGUGGAAUGCCACGUUGUAUUCCCUCAGCCAAGCUGGCCAUGUCAUGAGGGGAAAAGCUCUCUUUGAAGAAAUGAAGCUCAAGGACUAUUACUCCUGGAAUGUGAUGCUCUCGGUAUAUGCCCAGAACGGGCAUCUGGAAGAAGCCUUGGACGUUUUCCACUGCAUGCCCGAGAGAGGUACCGUCGCCUACAAUACAAUGAUCGCAGCUCACGCUCAAAACAAGGAUCUGGAUCGAGCAAAAGUGCUAUUUUUCCAAAUGCCGGAGUGGGAUACAAUCACCUGGAACGCCAUGAUGACCGCGUUUGCGAACAAAGGUCUUCUCAACCACGCGCGGCGAUUGCUACGCUUGAUGCCGGAGCCCAAUCCCAUCUCCUGGAACGCUCUCAUUGCAGCCUUUGGAAGCAAUGGACGCCUGAGUAGCGCUGUGGAGAUUUUCCAGGAGAUGGUUCUCGAGGGAUCCAAGGUGAGCGAGACGACUUUCGUUUGCUGGCUCCUCGGUUGCAACCACAACGGAAACGUUGCUUCUGGCUGGUCGUGCUUCCGAUCAAUGUUCGAGCAUUCUGUCCCGCCAUCCAGACAAAGUUACUCGUGCAUGAUCGAUAUACUUAGCAGGGCUGGUUACCUGAGAGACGCCGAGGAUCUCAUUCGCUCCAUGCCUUACGCUCCAGACUUUGUCGACUGGCAGUGCUUGCUCGGAGCUUGCCGAGGGAGCAGCGAGAACCGCAGAGGUGGCGCUCGAGCUGCAAGGCAGGCAAUCGAGUUAGAACCCAAAGACGCUUCCACUUACGUGCUGUGGGCGAACAUCGAGGUCCCGAAGCAAAAGCUUGUUCAUCUCUAG